Diaporthe amygdali is the source of this 2904-nucleotide messenger RNA. RefSeq lists its product as uncharacterized. The transcript has a single exon. The coding region runs from base 1 to 2904 and encodes 967 amino acids. Gene Ontology annotation, cellular component: cell surface; extracellular region; site of polarized growth. Gene Ontology annotation, biological process: signal transduction involved in filamentous growth; hyperosmotic response; establishment of cell polarity. The record is from RefSeq and is a predicted model, not a curated record. NCBI's taxonomy places the organism in Eukaryota, Fungi, Ascomycota, Sordariomycetes, Diaporthales, Diaporthaceae. Gene Ontology annotation, molecular function: osmosensor activity.
AUGCAGACCAAGUCGCUUUUGGUCUCUGCGCUGGUGGCUGCUUCGACGCUCGCCAGCGCAGAACCAGUGGCCAAGCGGAAGAUAUACUUUCCUCGAGAGGUCAAGAGACAGUUUAUCAACACGACCGUCGCGAAUGUACUCCCCUCGACGACGACUGCCGAGACUACCACGUCCGAUUCCUCGUCGAGUCAGGGUCUUUCCUUAUCAGACAUUCUGACGAGCCUUUCGAGCCUGGUAUCCGAACCCAGCGUGAUACCAACCGCAACCGACACUCAGUCCGAGACCAGCAGUUCCAGCACGACGACGUCCGACACCGUCAUUGUCUCUCCGAGUGGGACUACGACUACGGUUACUACGGAGGAUGUCACUUCAACCUCUACCUCCACCGACACCGGCUCGGCCGUGACGGUGCUGCCGUCCUCUGCAACUGAUAGCUCCUCGUCCUCUUUGACGGAGACGGCGACUACUACAUCCGUCUCUUCUGCUUCGCUGGCGUCCGACACGACAACAUCUCUCUCCUCGGAGGCUACCCCAAGCGCGAGCUCGAUCGAGACGUCCCAAACCAGUGCCAGCGCGACCGAGGACACAACGACCGGCCUUCCCCUCACCUCCAUCCUGAGCAGUAUUGUGUCCGAUAUCACUGCUUCUUCCACAGAUGGAGUUGGUUCAACAGGUUCUAUUCCCAGCUCAAUUGUGCAGCCGACGAGCCGAACGUCAUCUGACUCCGCCACCGCGUCUGCCACGGAAUCUGCCACGGGAUCUGCCACGGGAUCCGCCAGCGCUACCGAUGGCACAACGACCGGCCUUCCUCUUACCUCUGAUCUGAGCAGCAUUGUGUCCGAGAUCACUGCUUCUUCCACAGAUGGAGUUGGUUCGACAGGCUCUAUCCCCAGUUCGAUUGUACAGCCAACCAGUCGUACAUCAGAGACCGGGUCUGCCACGACCGCAACGGGAUCAGCCACCGGAACUACGAGCUCGUCUGAUUCUACUGGCACGAAUGUCAGCUCCAGCACCCAGUCCGGCGACGACACAGUGCCCACAUCGACUGGUGAUUCUACUACUGCGACUUCGAGCGGUACCGUGGGAACUGGAAGUGCCACCGGCUCUUCGUCUCCCAGCUCGCUUGUCAGCUCCGGCUCCAGCUCUGGCAUUGUCAUUGCUCCCACUGGCAUUGUGACACCGUCUUCGAGCGGUCUCCCGUUGAGCAGCCUACUGUCCGAACUUACGAGUGGCCUUGCUCCGACUUCGACCAAUGGAACAGACUCUGAGACAGCCUCGGCCACAGAAACCACAGCUCCGACUGUCGACCCCUCCGCAACGGGUCCUGGGACAGGCGUGACUACUACUCAGCAGUCCACUCAGAGCAUUGACCCCUCAGCUACGGGCCCAGGCACAGGCGUUACCGCCUCUACGAUUGAUUCGUCCGCAACCGGUCCUGGAACGGGCACUACGAUCAUUUCAGCUACUGAAACGUCACUUUCCUCGUCCUCGAUUCAGACCAUCGAUCCCUCUGCAACCGGGCCAGGAACUGGCAUUACGACCGCGACGACACCUUUGCCGACUGGGACGGAGAUUGGUAAUGGUACCACAGUCAUCAGCACUGACGCCAACACAAGCACCGAUAUCCCAAUCACUGCCAACACGACAGUCACGGAUUUGCCGACAUCAGGUGUGAGCACCUCGAUCUUGCCGCCGACCUCGACAGACGCGACUGUGUCCCAAAACGUGACCACGCCCGAGCCUGGCACAAGCACGGAGAGCUUGCCGACUACGGUCACCCUUCCGCCCAACGCCACAGUCCCCGUGUCAGAGACCGAGACUUCUGCCUCGCUUACUACGACCGAGGCGACUACCUCUUCAGCUGUCCUACCCAGCAUCACAACUGUGUCUUCCGAAAGCUUGGGCAGCAGCUUAGUCGCCACUUCUACAAUCACCGACUCCUCCGAGUCUUGGUUGCCCACUACCAUCAUUGUUGCGCCAUCGACAAGCACCGUGACUGGUGAUAAUACUGCUACGACUGCCACUUCGCUGCCAUCCAAUCUGCCAAAGGCCAUUACACCUGACACCGGAACCUUGCCGAUCCCAGACGGAACUGUUGAGAUUCAGCUUGGUUUCAAGUUCCCCUUGAACUACGCUUUCAUUGCCAGCCAUCCUAAGGCGGCUGCUCAGGUCCUGUCAGGCAUUCCUAAGGCUUUGCGCCACGCGGGUGGUAUCACCAACGAUGGGCUUGUUCAAAUGAGAAGGCUUCAGCCGCUCCAAGGAUACGACCAGAAGAAGGGCUACACGCCGACCAUCGCUGUUGCGACAUACCCGGUGGACCUCGUCAGCACGCUCAGCUUACAGGUCAAGCAACCCGCAUCUGCGCUAUACCAACAGGAUGACAUGCUGGUGAGGAACAUCACGCAGCAGAUUGACUCCACUAUCAGCAUCAUCAUUGGUAGUGGUGCUGAUGGAUCUGGCUCGACCGGAACUGACAGUGGAAGCGGUUCAUCCAGCACAUCUUCCUCAAGCGGAAAUGGUGGCGACGUAUUCGGAAACUCGGGUUCCAGCGAUUCCUCCGCAAGCCAGAGAGGGCAGACGGCUGGUAUUGCUGUGGGUGCCGUGGUCGUCUCGGCAGCUUACGGAACUGCCAUGUUCAUCAUUGCUCGGCGGUACAAGCGGAGGAGGCAGGCACACGCCCGCACCAGCUCCGUCUCCAAUGGUUCUUCUCCGAUGCGCCAGACCGGUAGCCCGGCCCUGAUGGGCGGGGCUCUCCUGAGCCGCGACAUGUCUAGUUACGGAGCAGCAGGUGGCCGUGAUAGUCACGGCAGUGGCAGAACCGGACGAAGCGGCAUGAGCAACUCGGCACGGACAGCCUACAUCUCACCACCCGUCGCGGCGGCAAACUCGUUGGGCUGGAACUGA